Molecule: messenger RNA, 1749 nt
Organism: Boeremia exigua
Lineage: Eukaryota; Fungi; Ascomycota; Dothideomycetes; Pleosporales; Didymellaceae
Exons: 2
Coding region: 441-1541 (366 amino acids)
Molecular function (GO): oxidoreductase activity, acting on the CH-OH group of donors, NAD or NADP as acceptor; NAD binding; magnesium ion binding
Source: RefSeq, a predicted model, not a curated record
GAGGUUUGUAAAUGGAACGGUUUCAAGUAACGGUUAUCGAUGUGUUCGGGUAUCUACUCUCACGUGACUGAGCGAUGCCAGUUUGGGUUUAUGUACAGGGCACGGAUCUCUUCGUCCUGCACUGCAUCGCCAUCGUCGACUUACACCAUUGACUCUGCCUGUGCAAGUACAUUGUCCGUGAAUAUCGUGCAGCUUGUGGAUGCUGAAGUCGCGCGAUCUUUGACAAUCGGAGAAAGAAUGUGCGGUGUAUUCCCGAGUUUGUACGGCGGCCUUUCUUUCUCCGCGCAUCUCCCCGCAAUGAACCACUGCCGAUCCACCAAUGCAAACUCCAAGUAGUCGCGCAACGUUAAUACAUAAGCUUGAGAUGUUCGCCAAUCGACCAUUUACUAUACAUCAUCUUCUCUGGCUGCAACAUCAUAAUCAGAACCUCAACUGCCACAAUGUCGCCAAUUGCCAUCCAGCGGAAGCAUUCCAUUGCAACUAUGGGCGCCGAUGGCAUCGGUCCUGAAGUUGUCAAUGCUGCUGUACAGGUUUUGAAGAAGCUCGUAUCACUCGACCGCUCUUUUGAGCUCGAAUUCAAAGACUAUGACUGGAGCUCAGAGACCUACAAGAAGACUGGGAACUACAUUCCCGACGGCGGUCUGGAGGAACUAAGAAAGCAUGAUGCUAUUCUCUUUGGCGCUGUUGGCGCACCAGAUGUCCCGGAUCACAUCUCCCUAUGGGGCCUUCGACUGGCAAUUUGCCAACCAUUCCAGCAGUACGCCAACGUCCGCCCAACAAGAAUCUUCCGUGGCACACAGUCUCCUCUCAGGAACGCCUCGCAUGGUGACCUUGACUGGGUAAUUGUGCGCGAGAAUUCAGAGGGCGAAUAUGCCGGUCAGGGAGGCCGAUCGCACAAAGGCCAACCAUGGGAGGUAUCCACAGAAGUCUCCAUCUUCACAAGGCAUGCUGUCGAACGACUCAUCCGAUUUGCCUUCGAGCUGGCCCAGAAGAGGGAGAGGAAAUUUCUGACAGUUGUCACCAAGUCCAAUGCUCAAAGAAACGGCAUGGUCAUGUGGGACGAGAUCGCCGUCGAGGUAUCGAAAGACUUCCCUGACGUAAAGUGGGACAAGAUGCUGGUCGAUGCCAUGACCUGCCGCAUGGUGCUGGACCCGAAGUCUCUCGACACCAUCGUCGCAACCAACCUCCACGCCGAUAUCCUUUCUGACCUCGCAGCUGCCCUGGCUGGUUCCAUCGGCAUCGCGCCGACCAGCAACCUGGACCCCUCGCGCAAGAACCCUUCCAUGUUCGAGCCAAUUCACGGCUCCGCAUUUGACAUCACCGGCAAGGGGGUCGCUAACCCAGUCGCCACAUUCUGGACCGCAGCGGAGAUGCUGACAUGGUUGGGAGAGGAGGAAGCUGCCAACAAGAUGAUGAAGGCGGUAGAGAAUGUCACAGAGCGCGGCAUUGUUACUAAGGAUCUUGGUGGAAGCUCAAAUACAAAGGAGGUUACGGAUGCGGUGUGCUCGGAGCUGGAGAAGGUGUUUGGGAAGGGGAAUUAGGCACGGCACUAUGGUUUGUAUGUUUCUGAAUGUGUCGCGAUUCUGCAUAGACGUUACAGCUGAACACUUUCAAAUCCUCGAUUGAUGCUCUUAUUUCCUACACCCCAAGAGUUUGGCUGGAUUGCAGUGCGUUUGGGUUACAUGAGAAAACUAUCCAUGCUCGUGAGAACGGAGAGAGCCUGCAGAGGUCUGAGUGAUGAAUUCUGUA